AUGCGCGAAUGCGAAUGCCUCCACGAACCAAUCGACGGUAUUGCCGUUUACGCCAACUUGGUUUGUUCUGCAUUCUUUCAAGUUUUCAACUUCAAAAAUGCCUCUCAAGAAAAAUUAAUCAAAAUUAUUUUAAAUGUAUCUGAUACGAAAUGAAUUUAACAGUUUUUUCCAUUGUUUUAUCACAAGUAUUUCAAUUCAACGGAAUUUCUAAAAAGCUAAAAACUCAGAAAAGAGGUUAUUUUCCAAUCCUUUCAUCAUCUGUAUCUGAAAAACAAAACUUGUUGAAUUUUACACUCACCGUUUGAAUCAAAAUUUUUUUCUCAAGAUUUUUUUGAAUUUCAAUGAUAAUUCAGAAGCAAGACACUUUUUGAUAAACCCGAAUGAAAAAUUAUCGAUAUUGACUUUUUUUCAAAUUUGAAUAUUGGCGACUUGAAAAGAGCUAGAGCUUCUCAACUUCUUCAAUUCCCUAAUUUUGUAGGAUUUUUUUCUGACUGCCAUUAUCUCAUUUACUUUUUAUCGAUAGAUGAGAAAUUUAUUUUUUUCAAUAAUGCCUCAAAAAGUGCGAAAAUAUAUUUUUCAAAUUCAAAAAAAUCAAUAAACUUUUUCAGAGACGAAGACUAUUUUGUAGAGAAGAAAGGCAACAUUUCAACUAAUUAGUUUCAGCUUAAUCUGAUUUUUUUCUGCGCGAACCUACGUUCGAGUUAAUGCAAAUUGAAUUGUUCCAUUCUUUGGUUUUUCUAGGCUAGCAUCUGGAAUAGUAUAGGGAUAAUCCACUCGAGAUGGUUUAAAAGGACAUAAAAAUGAGAGAAAACUGAUGGGCUUUACUAAAAAGGGAAAACAUUUCAUCUAUCGAAUUGCCCUAUGAGUGAUUUUCGACUUCAAGACGUAGCCCAAUGGCUGAAUAUUGAGCUCACUGAGUUCAGUCGAAAAUUCGGAGCAAAGAAAUUUAAAAAAAUUACUUAAAACCAACUUCUUCUAUUGUUUUUUUAGAAAACGAUUAUUUCAGGCGCUGAUAGUUGUUCUGCUGCCUAUCAUUUCAAUCGUCGGUGUCGUCCUCAAUUUUUUCAACAUUUUCAUAUUCUGUCAGCAGAAAAACACGGCGGCUAAGUACUUGACCGCUCUAGCGUGCAGUGACGUCGGUGAGUUCUUUCGUGUUUCUUUGAUUUUUUCCUCCAUUCGGAAAACCUCCAUUCUAUUUGGUUCUGUCUGGGGUUCUUCCCCUUCACAAUAUGAAUUUUUUCGCUUCCCCCGCUCCUGAAUGGAACACUUAGGCAAUGCAACGAAUCACUGCAGAGAAAAAACAGAAAAGUCGUCCAUCUUUUUGUUCUGUUUUUCAAUAGGCUUCCUGGUUUAACUUUUGUUUUUUUUAAAGAAAAAAGUGAGAGAGGAAUGCUUCUGGAAUAUUUCCUAUGACUUAACUCCGAAACGGCAACCGAUGCGUUUCUUUUGAAGUAGUGGCGGUUUCUCCUGAUGCGGAACGAAGGCACAUGGAAAUUGAGAAGAAUAAUGUGCACCGAAAAGCUCUUCCCGAUGACUGAGCAGUUCCUGACCUUGGAAACAGCGCAACUUCCCAUAGAAAAAAAAACAUUUCAAGGACAUUUUAGAGAAGAGUUUUUAUUGUUCAUCUAUUGAAAACUCCUUGUUAAUCUCGGAUCGACUGGACUGGAAUCUUUCUUUUCGUUUAAAAAAAGAUAAUUUUUCCACAGACGCAAGAAAUCAUGAUGUUUGCUACGCUCAUUUUUGAACGAGCGAGUUUUUGUUGAUUAAUUAUUUUAUUAGAAAAAAAGUUAGUGCCGGGGAAAUCUCACGGUUUUCGCGCAUCCAUAAUGAUUUUUGAACUCAGUUUUUGAGAGGAAAAUGAGGACUGCUGAUGGAAAGUUUUCAAGGAUUUAUUGACUGGAUAAGGCCAAAAAUAUUCCAAAAUGAUUGAUGAUAGAAAUUAAGAAAAAUAAAGUGUUUACGGAAAAGAAAUCUCUUGAUUCAUAGUGAAUCCAAGUUGAUUAUUGCUCUUAUCAUCUGAAAGUUUUAAAAUUAUUGUGAAAAUUUUUACCCUUUUGGUUUCGAAAAACGCUGACAAAAAUAGGCAUUUCACUCUGUGGUUAAGAUUUUUCUGAAAAUUGGCCAGAUGUUCAUUAUGUACCAGAUGAAGAUCCGGAGAGAAUCGCCCUGGACGACAUUCCAGUUUUUAAGACAUGUCAAAAGAAAUCCUAAAAGUUUUCGAAAUAGGCUAUUUUGGUUCGACUUUCUUUUUUCGAAACUAGGAUUUUGUAGGUUGAGACUUUCAGAACCUUUUUCGGGUUCGUCAAGUUUCUGGUCAAAUUUCGUGAAAUUUCUGAAUUCGAAGUUCAACGACCUCUUUAUUGAGUUAUUUUUUUUUCAUUUGUCUCUUUUUAAAGAAGAAUCCUGGCCUUUUUCCAUUUCAAUCGUAAAAUUUCUUUUUUCAGGGGUCUGUAUGGCCGGGAUCUUUGUGAUCUGCUCGGACUCGUUGAGAGCUCAUUCUUUCUUCAUCGACCAAUUUUUCGUCUUUCUUCUACCAAAUAUUAUCCCGCUGGGAUUGUUUUUUCAGGUAUGUUCAUUUCUACAAACAAGUGCAUUUCCAUAUUUUAUUCUGACGCCUUUUUCCCGCAUCCCAAGGCAGUUGUAAAUUUGAUAUUUCAUGUCUUCUGUUCUCUUGGGAGUGCUUAGAUUGGUAGAGUUGGAAACGCAGAAAAAAAAAUAGAAUUAUGCGAGUUUUUGUUUGAUUUCAGAUGCUCUCGGUCUACAUCACAGUACUGGCAGCUUUCGACUGUUUUUUCUCGGUUUAUAGGUGAGUUAUUUAGUUUUAAAAAAUUUUGUUUACGAAAAGCAGAGCAGAGCCUUUACCUACAGAUUCCAAAACUAGUAUGCUCAGUUUUGGCACCAACAAAAAACGGGAUUUGAUGUUUUUUUUUUAAUUUCCGGCUUUCGAGUCAAUAAUUUUUUUUCUACUACUUCACUAUAUACCCUUCCGAUUCGAAAAAGAUGAAAAUCACGUCCUCAUGAUAGAUAUAAUACAAAAUUUCAAAAUCAGAGUUUUUGUAUUAUUGCAUGAAGUUUCAAGCCUUAACGGCUAUCAACAGUUCAAAACUAUAAAAAAAUCUUCAGAGGAGUUUAACUGAAAAUACAAACUUUCUUGUUAUAAUUCUGUAGAAAUAAUGUACUUCCAAACUCAAACAUACUGUCUACCAAUUCUAUUGCAAGAUUAGAAGCGACUUCAAAGACUUCAAAAAAACUUUUUAUGUAAUAAGUUUGUUCCUUUUUUCAAGGUUAACGCCUCGAAAAAUCCAAUCCUCAAAUAUUUUUACCUCUCUCUGCAGCCGGAAAAUUGUUAAGUUUUAUGGAAGAUCAGAAAUUGUGUGCGUGUUUGACGGAGUGUAAGCUUAUCGAACUUGAACGCUUCGGGGGGAACUAAAGAAAAAUUUUCAGAGAUCAGUCAAACUUAACCUUUUCCGUAGUUUAAUCAAAAAGACAAGUAAUGAAUUUUCAGAGGGUCGCACAGUGAAUCAACCAGAAGUACGUGGGCUCCUCGAGUACUUGCCUGCGUCGUGAUUUCUGUAGCAGCUUAUAAUAUUGUUCAAUUCGCUGACCUUCAGGUAGUUUUUCAGCACUGGAAAGAAAUAACGGCUCAGUUUCAAUUUUUUUAUUGUUUCAAUGAAACUGAUUUCUCCUCUUAUUUUUUUGUGAAAUAUAGAAGGAGAGAGGAUACUGAGCAUGAAAAAAAUAUGGAAAAAGUUUUUAUUUUUGAGUUAUCAUAAUGUUUCUGAUUUUGACGAUUUAUUUUGAUGUUUUUGAAAUUAUUUAAUGACAUUUUUCAAGCAGUGUUCGGUUUACUUUGGAAAUAGUGAGUCUCACGAAAAUUCACUACCAAUGAGUUGAUUAUGAAAGCUUUAGGAAUAAGAUCAAUUGAAUAUAAUAAUAAUUUUAUAAAAAAAUUUUAUAAUUCUCAUUCAGAAAAAGAAACUUCGUAACUUACUGAAAAAAAUUCAAUUCUUAAACUUCCUUCCAAAAUGAACAAGAUUUCAGGCCAUCGAAUGUCUGCACCCGGACAACUACACGCUUUAUGAACUGUGUCCCACUGAGCUUCGAAUCAGCGAAACUUAUAUUUUGAUUUACAAGUCGGUUAUCAUCUUAUUUCUUUCAUGAUAGCAUUAUUUCAGAGGGUACCUAUAUGCAUUAUCCAUGGCUUUUCUUCCUUUCGUGCUUCUGACAGUUCUAACUGUUGCCAUAGUAAUACUGAUGCGAAGGAAAGAACAGCAAACAAAAUCGGAAAAAUUAGGUAAGGAUUUUUUCGGACCUAUAAAAAUGUUCCCACAAGUUUUCUCUCUAACUGAGAAGUGUCUGGAGUGUGAUUCAAAGUGUGACUAAUUCAAUUUUCAGUUUUUGAAAGUCUUGGGGGAGAUUACCAAAUAAAAAAAAACAGUUACCGAGCGCCACAGAAAACAUAGAAGCCUACAGAAAAAGUCAGCUAUAGUUCAAGAAUCUCUUUUAUAUACACCUUAAUUUGAAAAAAAAAACUAUCCUUGAAAAAUUUUAUAGUGAGCAGUACUAUAGACGUUCAUUCAGCGGAAAACGCCGAGGGAUAAAACUUGAGCUUAUUAUUUUCAUUUGGCAGACUUUUUCAGUACCCUAUAGGCAUUAUUUGACCUCAAACUUUUUUCUUCAAGGACAAAAACUCACAAAAAAUUUAACCAGAACUGUGCCAUUUAUUUCAGACACUUUCCUGUUAAAUUUUUCAAUUCCGCAAAAUUGAUUGGUUCAAUGUCAAAUUUGCAGACUGCGACGAAGAAGAGCAAUCGCCGGUCGUCCUUCUUCUAGUCGUCCUACUCUUUCUCUGCUGCAAUUUGACUUCAUUGCUCGUCAAUGUUUUCGAAAUGCUCAAAAUGUGAGAAAUUGAACAUUUCUUCCGGGAAUUUUCAAGAGCUUCCUCGUCUGGCAGGUUCUUAGGGAAAACUCAACCAAAUUGGCUUUACUUGUUAGGGAAUUUCGCCAAGUUUGAGAAGCUGCAAGCUGCAAUUGAGUGGGAGCAAUAUCAAUUCAUUGUUUUUUUCAGAAGACUCUCAAUGGAAGCUGAGGCGAUUCUGAUCGACAUCGGCAACUUUCUGGUCGUCAUAAACGCCACGGCCAACUUCUUCGUGUAUCUGGCGUCGUCGAAUGAAUUCCGCGAAUGCUUCCACCGAGGAGUUCAAAAGUUUAGAAAAUCCCGACAUCGGUCGCUGCAAAUCAUUCGCGACCAAAAUUUUAGAAUAUUCGACCAAGAUCAAGUUAUCAGUCAUUUGUAA
Caenorhabditis auriculariae is the source of this 5297-nucleotide messenger RNA. The record is from the annotation of a GenBank genome assembly. Lineage: Eukaryota; Metazoa; Nematoda; Chromadorea; Rhabditida; Rhabditidae.